UCAGCAAGGUGGACCAUCUACCGGCUAUCCUAGUGGUAGACCAGGAGCGCAAAGACCAGGAGGCUACCCGAGUGGCCCAGGCCCGCAAGGACCAGGUUAUCCAAGCGGCCCAGGUCCACAAGGGCCAGGAGGACUCCCUGGUGGACCAGGCCCACAAGGGCCAGGGGGAUUCCCUGGUGGACCAGAAACGCAAGGGCCAGGAGGAUUCCCGGGUACUGGGCAUCCGGUAGGUCCUGGCGGACCUGGAGAAUACACGCAUGAAGAUGAUGGAUCAUAUAACGAAGGUGAUUAUUCAGCUAUUCCGGGCGAGCCUGGUCGCGAUUAUCCUAUCUACAGUGAAAUUCUGGAGACCGGUUUCCGUUGCGAUGCCCAACAAUUCCCUGGUUACUACGCCGACGUGGAAGCCCAGUGCCAAGUUUUUCAUGUAUGUGCCAACAAUAAGACUUUUGAUUUCCUUUGUCCGAAUGGAACAAUUUUCCAUCAACAAUUUUUCGUUUGUGUAUGGUGGAAUCAAUUCGACUGCAACUCCGCACCAAGUCUUUACUAUUUAAAUGAAAAUAUUUAUGACUAUACUAUAAUGGGAAGUCAAGGACCUUCUGGACCUAGUACUUAUCCAGGAGUUCCAGGCGCUCCUAGUGGACCAAGUUAUCCGAGCAGUCCACAACGUCCUGGCGGCCCAGGUUAUCCCGGAGAACCUCAAGGUCCGUCAGGACCAAGCGGUUAUCCGGGUAGUCCGCAAGGACCAACAGGUCCGAGCGGUCCGAGCAGUAUUCCUGGACGACCAGGAGCUCCAUCCGGUCCAGGACCCGCAUAUUUAGGUCCGCCAUCAGGACCAGGCGGACCCGGAUAUCCCGGAAGACCUGAAGGACCUUCCGGUCCUUCUGUACCAUCGAUGAGACCUCAAGGGCCUAGUGGUCCGGGUUACCCAGGACCGGGUGGACCAUCUCCAGGCUAUCCAGGACAACCUCAAGGGCCCACUGCUCCACAAGGUCCAAGCCGCUUCCCGGGUGCACCGGGUGAUCGUCCACAAGGACCUAGUGGUCCAAAUGGAUAUCCUAGCG
Messenger RNA from Wasmannia auropunctata (little fire ant), 1061 nucleotides. Its product is annotated as collagen alpha-1(I) chain-like. The annotation marks the transcript as partial. NCBI's taxonomy places the organism in Eukaryota, Metazoa, Arthropoda, Insecta, Hymenoptera, Formicidae. The transcript has a single exon. Gene Ontology annotation, molecular function: chitin binding. The record is from RefSeq and is a predicted model, not a curated record. Gene Ontology annotation, cellular component: extracellular region.